Molecule: messenger RNA, 1515 nt
Organism: Leptinotarsa decemlineata (Colorado potato beetle)
Lineage: Eukaryota; Metazoa; Arthropoda; Insecta; Coleoptera; Chrysomelidae
Biological process (GO): cell development; regulation of transcription by RNA polymerase II; muscle organ development
Cellular component (GO): nucleus
Molecular function (GO): DNA-binding transcription factor activity, RNA polymerase II-specific; RNA polymerase II cis-regulatory region sequence-specific DNA binding
Source: RefSeq, a predicted model, not a curated record
AAGAAACCUUGGUGAAGAUAAAAGACCACUCAAAACAUUGUUCACGCCUGAAAUCAAACGAUUUUUGAAAGACUGGCUGGUGAGAAGAAGAGAAAAUCCUUAUCCCAAUAGAGAUGAGAAGAAAAUUUUAGCCCUACAAACAGGAUUGACAUAUACCCAGGUCUGUAAUUGGUUCGCUAACUGGCGAAGAAAACUGAAGAAUGCUGUUAGAGGAUCUGAACAGAAAACCUGGGGAAAUUUAAUAAAAACAUACAACAACCAAGUGCAGGGUAACUUAGAGCAUUUCAGUAUAUGUUCGGACAACAGUAUCUGGGAGGAAUCUGAACAAAAUUCGAACUGUUUUGAAGAAUCCCAUCAGAAAGCAGAUGUCUCGCAUCACAGGAAGAACCAAUUAGGGCAAACUUUUUUCAAUGAAAAUCCCGGUUUCAACAAUAAUAUUAAUGAAAAUCAGAACCAAUGUUAUUUUAUAAGCUCAACAACAGGAAACGACACGGAAACAUAUCCUGUACCUCGAAAAAUAAAUGACUAUCACUCCAGGGAUAAAUAUUUUGAUAGUUUCGAAAAGCCAGUUAAUGAUGUUGGAAUCAUUGAGGAAAAUAAACCAUCUAUGAUCUCAAAAUGGCUAGAAAGUGCAGUUAAUUUCAAACCCAGUGAGAACAGUUAUCUGAAUUGGGUCUCGGAUACAACCAGAAGGAAAAAUACGAAGAAAAUCAACGAUUUAUUUGCCAAAGUGGAUACAUUGCCCCAUGUACAUGGUAGGGAAGAAUUAGAUGCAGCAGAAGCACUAACAACUUUAGCUAAUGCAAAAUGCAAGAUUUAACAGUAUAAAACUGCACAAAGGAAUAGCUAAUUUCAUUGAAAAACAUCCUAAUAGAGGAAAAUUGCCACAAUAUUUCAGCCUGAUAGGUAGCAUUGGAACUUUAAGCAUGAAGUGCAUCUAAAGAAAACCCUUUCCCCAUUCAUCAGAACUGGAGCACUGUUUUUUAUCAGAAGUUUCGCUAACUCCGUUAGUGAAAAGAGUUUUCGUUAGAUACAAUCUUUUAAGCACCAAAGGUGGUGAGAGCAAUAGAAACUUCUGUUCAUCACCAGAAAUGUUCUAAUAUUUUGUUGCACAUAAAGUGAAAUUGUGAAUACUCUCAACAACUAUAUUGAUGUUUUGUAUUAUUUACAUGAUUUAACAUUAAGAUUUUGUGAACUGCAACAUAGGAAUGAUCAUUAGGUUGUAACCAAUUUGCUACAAAAUUUUCUAUUCACAAUUAAUUUCGAAAACUGAUCUCAAAAUUCACAGUUAUAAACCAAGAGUAUUGCGGAUGCUGAUUUUACUCCUACAAAACGAUGGAAUGAAAUAUUUUGAUUAAUCAAUAUCAGCUUAUUCAUGUAUUCUAUCAAACUUUUGAAUUGUAUGGGGGAAUAACCUGAGAGCCGAAUACCUACUUUUUUGAAUAAAUAAAUCAAUAUCUCGAAAUCGAUUUAUUUUUGGUAUAAAGUGUAUUACAUAAACUAAUAUUAGAAUCA